AUGGCGUCCUCCAGCAAAGACGCGGGCUCAUCUCUGUCUCUCUAUCAACCCCUCAACAAGAAUAAACGAGAGAUACGCCUUCUCGAGAUCCUCCCCAACACUCCUGACAGCAAAGCCAACUGA
Molecule: messenger RNA, 123 nt
Organism: Fusarium verticillioides 7600
Lineage: Eukaryota; Fungi; Ascomycota; Sordariomycetes; Hypocreales; Nectriaceae
Exons: 1
Coding region: 1-123 (40 amino acids)
Source: RefSeq, a predicted model, not a curated record